Molecule: messenger RNA, 1047 nt
Organism: Actinia tenebrosa (Australian red waratah sea anemone)
Lineage: Eukaryota; Metazoa; Cnidaria; Anthozoa; Actiniaria; Actiniidae
Product: galanin receptor 2a-like
Biological process (GO): G protein-coupled receptor signaling pathway
Cellular component (GO): plasma membrane
Molecular function (GO): G protein-coupled receptor activity
Source: RefSeq, a predicted model, not a curated record
AUGUCGAAUUUGACUAGUUUUUCAAUCGUGUACGAAGCUAGUUUACAGUACAAUGGUACAAAUAGUACUCUUGUCUUGAAAGACUCGAAGACAGCCAAGGGGUUUAAAGUUGUCGCGUACGUUGCAGUGCUGAUCGUAGCCAUUACUGGGAAUCUAUUUGUGGUGUCGGCCAUGAAGACGGAUUGCCGAGGGAAGCUUCGUAAGUUCACAUACCUUGUGAUUACAAGUAUAGCAAUAUCUGACUUACUCAUGGCUGCUAUGAGUAUUCCAGAACGUAUAACUCGAGUCCUGGCCGAAGAUCAGUGGCUAGUAGCAGGAACAGGUGGAGAAAUUCUCUGCAAAGCUGUGAAUUUUGUCGAGAAGGUGUCUAUCACUGUCUCAGCUUUGCACGUCAUGGCGCUUGCACUUCGACGGUUUCUGGCUGUUUUUAAGCCUCCUGCUUCUUUGACGUGGAAAAGCUAUCGAAACUCGAUUCUAGUGAUUUCACUGAUGUGGCUUUUUUCAGCGCUCUAUUGGUCUCCGGUGCUUUACUAUGGAGGUCUCUUGGUAGUACCCGGGUCAGGCUUGUACUGUAAAGUGCGCUAUUUUUACCCUCAGUGGAGAACAAGCUACUUGGUCUUCUUGAUUUUACUUCUAGGGAUUUUAGUUCUUGUUUUGGUGUUGUAUUCUGCAAUCUGGUUCAAACUCUUGUGUAGCAAAACUCUAAGGGAACAGCAAGUUGGAAUGGCGUCUUUAGUUCGUCGAAAAACGACCACAAUGGUAGCGGUGUUAGUCGCGACAUUCUACGCGUGUUUUCUACCGUACUGGAUUGGAUGGAUUCUAUGCUCUUAUCAACAAGUCUUCUGCAAUAAAAUUUUUACCUUUAUCUCGAUUUAUUUAACUCACGCAAGCGUGGCGGUCAACCCUUUUAUCUGCCUGACAUUCAGUCGCCAUUAUAGGCAAGCUCUGGGUGAGAUUCUGCCUUUUUCUACCAGAGAGCGUCGGGCUAAAACUCGCGCUCACGGUAAAGCCAAGGUGCGCAGCCCUAGAGAAAGAUAUGCUAUCUAA